This is a messenger RNA of Styela clava, 4796 nucleotides long. RefSeq lists its product as uncharacterized. Gene Ontology annotation, cellular component: transcription regulator complex; nucleus. Gene Ontology annotation, molecular function: nuclear glucocorticoid receptor binding; zinc ion binding; nuclear receptor activity. The record is from RefSeq and is a predicted model, not a curated record. NCBI's taxonomy places the organism in Eukaryota, Metazoa, Chordata, Ascidiacea, Stolidobranchia, Styelidae. Gene Ontology annotation, biological process: cellular response to corticotropin-releasing hormone stimulus; regulation of transcription by RNA polymerase II.
GGCAUUAAUAUAUCACAUUGAACAUUCGAAAAAGAAAAAAAAAGAAUAGUCUUAUCAAUUCCGUUCUAACUGAAGAUUUCGCCGAAUAUUGUUGCGGUGUGCAUCUUACAUGUUCGUGAACAAUUUGUUAAAAGCUAUUUUGUCUAAUUUUAGUCAAUUAGGCCUUACUCAUGGGUGCAUUUUGUUAAAACUGGCUCACAUGUACCAGACAAGCGGCGCGUCACGUGUUCUGCGAUCACCGAUUACAAAUUGUCACUGAAAGCUAGUUGAUAGGGUAACCGACUUCGAAGCGUUCGCGUCCCGUGAAAACACGUGCGAGGAUUCCGGCGUUGUGCGUCAAAGACAUUAUGCAAAUCGAAAACAACGGCAACUCUUCAAUCCUGGGAAGUUUGCCAUUUUUAAUAGACAACGGAUUGUAUUCUGACUUUUUCAAUCCUACCGCUGCACGUGCUACAGUUCAAACGUAUUGUAACAGCAAUAUCGAAGACUCAUUCGAAUUCAAAGAAGGCUUUCAAGCGGAUUAUACCGGAACAGCAUUUACACUAGACAACACUGUUUGUAGCUCUCCGGAGAUUUCACCCAGUCAUAGUGCGUCAACUGUGGAAGACGUGUUUUGUAAUUACAACGGAAGUAUAAUUCAAGACUUUUACGAAUCCGACCAUUCAGGAUACUGUGGUGAUUCUGUAACAUCAACCGACCUUUCCCCAGAGUCGUUGAAAACACAAAAAGCAAGCUCCUGCAAUAAAUCUCAACAAGUUUUGAUUGUUGGAGUACCAGAAGUUGACGCUGUCACACAUAAAAUAAACGAGCAAGACGCGGAACAUUCAAUGAAAGAAUCUGAUAUUGUCACAACAUCUAGCCUCGUUAUUCAUCCCGAAAACAUAAUGAGUACAACUGCUUUAUCUGCAUACGCCACUCAGCAUAACAUGGCGGAUCACAUAGCAAUGUAUCCUCAUGCUCAGGCAUUGUCCCCAGAUAUCAAUUCGGUAAAUAAAAUAGUCAGCAGAAGUCAAUAUCAUGCAAGUAUGAGCGGCGAGGGAAAUUGUCGAGACAUAUCCGAUUACAACUCACAAUCUCGAACGUCACCUUCCGGAUAUCAGUCUGCAACGUCUCCAAUGUUACCUCCGCCGGCUUAUCAUCGUGAUUCGCCUGCUAACAGAAGACUUUCUACCGGAUCUUCUUCAGUUCCGCCUAGAGGAGAAUACAAUGGAAUGGAGGAUUUAGCACAAUAUAAUUCAGGGCCUUACUCAGCUCCAGGGGAAUUGCUGAGACCGAAGUGCGAACCUCAUAGCACUUCAUACUUACAGGAAGAAAAUUUGUCACCCGUUAUGAACAGCAUUCCCUCUCCAGUAAAUCAGGUUAACCAACAAGUCCGAGCUACGUACACAAGCAGGCAGUCACCUAUAUUCAAUGAAGCUGCGGAAUUCUCAAACAGUAUGUACUUCCCCGCCGAGAGAGGCGAUGCAAAAGCUAUUAAAAGCACAAAUUCUUAUGAUGUCAUAACUGCAAACUCAUAUCGGCAUAUGAAACAUCACGACUCAUCUCCUACGCAAUCAUCUAUUGCUCAGAAAGAAUCCGGAGAUUCGAGAAUGCGCGAAAUAAUGAAGAAAUCAGCAUAUGAUUUUUCCUCAUAUCCCUGUAGUUCGCGUCAAGGGGCAGACGAGGAUGAAUUUCAUCAAGAUUUGGGUAGAAAUGAGAUGAAUUCGCUUUCUCCGCGGAUAAAUUAUGUCGGGACUAAGGGGGAAAUCCCGUCUGCGUCAUUUGGUAGUGCAAAUGAUGUAUCUGGAUACUCUGAAACUGAAAUUGCUGGCUCGUCUAUGAAGAAUCACAGCCCUUCUAGUUCCCCGGUAAGCAACGCUCGAGCAAUUUUAAUGACCUACCAAGAACAUGGGUCUCGUCCAACAGAAAACAUUCCUUCAUUGGAACCGAGAACCCUGCAGUCGACAAUACCUGAACAGAUACAUCAGCAAACGUCAUCGUUAUAUUCUAUGUAUGCUGGUGAUAGAACAUACAUUCAAGGCGAAUACGCAAAUGUUCAUCCAAGUGAAAUGGGCCAAUCGGAUAUGUGCUCUCCCACCUCUAGCACUAAGACGGAUUUUAUAACUAUGAUGAACCGAAACCAAAAUACUAUUCCGUCUUCUAAUUACCAAUCGGCAGAAUUUGAGAAACACUGCAAUUUGUUUGGAUCCGUUGCUUUGGGACGUUCAGUAGAAAACGUAUUUCAACGACGCCCAGCCGAAUCAAUGACAACGGGACCAAGGUUUGUCGACCAACAAUCUUUUUCUGCGUUGGACAAAGGAAAUACCUUUAAAUCGUUAUUGGUCGGAUCAAACGUAUUCCGUCCUACUUUGUCGCUGGACGUCGACAGGAUAGCAGAAUCUAUUUCAAACUCACAUUCCAACUACGCAAAUGAUAUGCGAUUGAAGAUGGGACCUUCGGUGAAUGCUAUACGUAGUCAGUAUCAACUCCAUCAUCAAAUGGACGUAGGAAAUUCAGUCAUAUCUCAACAUUCUAUUCGACACUCCAAUGAAGGUUUAUGCGCAGUAUGCGGCGAUAACGCAGCUUGUCAGCAUUACGGAGUUCGUACUUGCGAGGGUUGCAAAGGAUUUUUUAAGAGAACUGUCCAGAAAAAUUCGAAAUAUGUCUGUCUUGCAAAUAAGAACUGCCCAGUCGAUAAAAGGAGACGAAAUCGGUGCCAGUAUUGCCGCUAUCAGAAAUGUCUUGCAGUUGGGAUGGUCAAGGAAGUGGUCAGAACUGAUCACCUAAAAGGAAGAAGAGGGCGAUUACCAUCAAAACCGAAAGGUCCUCAAGAUCCCGUAGCACCUCCCUCGCCACCUGUCAGUUUUAUCACGUCACUGGUACGAGCUCACGUCGAUACCAACCCUGCAAUAUCGAACACCGAUUUCUCGAGAUAUCGUCCUGCUACCAUGUCCUCGUAUUCACCAAUUUUGAGUGACGCUGACGAAACAAAAAACUUCUACAACUUGCUUGGAAGUUGUGCCAUGGUGGAAAAAGAUUUUGCCGAAAAGAUUCCUGGUUUCACGGAUCUGGAUAAAGACGACCAGGCUAUCCUCACCGACUCUGCAUUUGCUGAGAUAUUCGUUUUACGCAUGGCUUACAGAUCUGACUACCAAGAAGGGAAGCUUAUUUUUUCUAAUGGCGUAGCUUUGCAUCGUGAUCAGCUGUACCGCUCAUUUGGCGAAUGGAUCGAUUUGAUUAUGGAUUUUACCUGUUCCCUUAACGACUUGAACGUUGAUAUUUCGUCAUUUUCUUGUCUGCUUGCUCUCAUACUUUUCACAGAUCGACGUGGAUUGAAAGAUCCAAGGAAAGUCGAAGAAUUACAAAACAAGACUAUCGCUUCGCUGAAAAAUCACGUUACACAUAGUUCAGUUGCGUCAGAUAGGCCCAACUACUUCUCUAAGCUUCUUGAUAAGCUUCCAGAUUUACGUCUUGUUGCUGAUCACGGACGGCAAAGAAUAUUUCUACAUAAAAUGCAGAAUCUUGUUCCGUUUCCACAAUAUCUUGAUAGCAUUUUUCAAGAUACAACGUCCGCACCGUGAUUUUGAUUGCUGUCAGAUUUGACGACUUUGCUUGAGAGGUCAGGUUCUUCUAACCGAUUUCGGCAAGACUUUGCUAAGUUCUUGUGUAAUCAAGAAAUGGAUUGUUUGCCUAUGCAUGGUUAUAUGUCUCGAUACUGUUUUACCUGGUGAAAGCGCAUAAAAAUGAGUGGAACAUUUCAAUGUCGCUUACAAAUGUGAAUAAACAAUGAAUACUGGGGAUCGUUUGGCGAUGGAUGAUACUUUUGGAACGGAAAACGAAAAGAUUUUGUAAGUAAAACUCUGAAAAUUAUGCAAAGGAAAUUAUAUGAGGAAAUUAAGGAGUUUAUAACCUUAGUGCUAUUCUAAGUAUAUGCUGUUAAAAUGACCGUGCAGUACUAAACUUAUAUUCUUGAAGCUGGAUAAUUUUAUUUUUCACGUUUUUCUGUUAUUUUUUAUAUUUAAAUAUAAUUAUAAUAUCAUUAGUUGGGACGAUUGAAUCAAAAUUCAAUCAAAAUUUAGCUUGCAAUUUAUAUUUUGAACUUAAUUCUAUAAUAAUGUACAUAUAAAUAUGGCAUAUAAAUCUGAAAUUAUCAUAUUUUCUUGUUAUUUAAUGUAUAUUUUUACAUAAAUUUAUAAAAUGUAAUCAUUGGCAAAUGGAUAUUUUUUAACUUAAUUUCGUAGGUGAGAUAAAAUUAUUUUUGGUGUUCCAUUCGUACGACUAAUUCCAAAACUUGUGUGCUUAAAUAUUAAAGUUUCAAUUUUGCUCAUUUCUGUAAUAAGUUGUUUAUGUUUAGCCAAGUAUUUCAUAUUAAUUUUUUUUUUAGUUCUUGAUAAAAUGAUAUUCAUCACGCAGUAAAAUAUGAUUGGGCCACGUAGAUUAUAUACUGUAUAUGUAAAAUGAUGUUGUAUUUGUUGUGAAUAUUCCACAGCAUAUAUAGCAUGUAAAGGCCGCGUUCACGAUCUUUAAAUAAUUUGAAAGCAGUUAUUUUUAUUUUUUCGAUCAGAUUUGAAGUUUCCUAAAGUUUCAACCCAAAGAAAACUAACUGUAUCUGCGACCUGAAAUAAAUAUAGUUUAUGGAUAUCCUUCAAGCUCAUAUUUUUAUUUAAAACUGAUCUUUUUUUAUUGCUAAAACUAUUAGCUUUCCCUGUGAAUGAGAUUGAAGUUUCAACAUGCACUGCCUUUGUGUUGCAUAUUUUUCUAACACGAAUUAUCAGAAAUCUUUUUGUUUUAAAAUAAAAACAUAUUUAAACGCGUAA